UUUUUCGAACGUUUUCCCCUUUUCCAUCGAACGCUUCGAUCAAAAGCAGCGACUCCGGCUUCAACUGAAACGAUUCGAACGUUUUGUACCACGUGACCCAUCCGAGUGGUUGGAUUCGAACGAUUGGGAAGAUUCGAUUGAUUUUUGUUUAUCUUCCAGCAAUGGCGUACAAAGUGUAGCGGCCAGAAAUCGCUAUCGCCGAUGACAAAUACUUUGCUAUAUUCGCAUCCGCAGUUGAUUUGCAGAUGCUGUCCACUUGCACCUUCUCAACGCUGGAAUCUUCCAAGGGGGGCAGGAGAAUGGAAUUCUUCCAAAAGUUUCAGUUCCCAAGAAAUUUGAAUAUGACGGACGGAAUGCAACUGAUCAAACAAAGGUGCAAGUACCUACUGGGUUCCCUACUUGAACAGAAGAGGUAAAUUUGCUGUGAAUAUCAAAUUAUUCUUCGUUUUAUAACUUCGUGGAUCAUCCUUCUAUGACUGAAAUCAAACAACGAUCUGUUUUUAUACACGUUGAUGUUCCAGGACAAGAAGAUCAUGCUCCAGACUUGCCUAAUGACUUUGUAUUUCCAACCAUUCAGACACUUGGAGAAGAUCUAGUCACAGUACUUGAUCAACUAAAGGUCAAACUAGUGGUUGGAUUUGGAGAAGGUGCUGGAGCAAAUGUUCUUGUCCGGUUUGCCUUGGCUCAUUCCUCUCGCGUCUUAGGUCUGAUUUUGAUUCAUUGUGUUGCAACGGGUGUUGGGAUGAUGGAGUACUUCAAAGACAAAAUUAUGAACUGGAAGCUUCAAAAUGUUGGAAUGAAUCCUUCCGCGGAACAAUAUUUAGUUUUGCACAAGUUUGGAGCUCAACUAGAAAAUGUUGACAACAAAGAGAAGUUAAUUCAAGAUUUCACGGAGAAGCUGAAGCGAAAAAUAAAUCCCAGAAAUUUGAGGCGUUAUGUCGAAGCCUACAUGAACCGAAAAGACAUUAUGGCUCUUAUCGAUGCAAACUUAAAAGGAAUGGACGUUCUGUUGGUAUCAGGUGGCAAAGCGGCUCACACCCAAGCUGUAUUAAGCAUGUACAUGAAAAUGGACAAACAAAAAACAUCCUUUCUAAAAGUGGACAGUGCAGGAGACGUUCUGAUGGAAGCACCGGAAAAGCUUGCUCAGAGUUUACACCUUUUUGUCAAAGGUCUUGGCUUCUUAACUUCUGUGACAUUACCUGGCGUCGAAAGACAGAAAGCACACCCCAGUGGAGGUAUUAUUCACAAGACUUUAGGAUCAGUCGGUCGAAGAAGAACUUUGUCUAUGGAAGACUAUGAUUUGCCAAGACCAAGAAGAACUUCAUUAACUGGAAAUCAAAACUGAAAUUUUCUUCUUAUUUUUUUCUUUUCUUUCUUUUUUUUCUUUUGUUUCUUUUCUUUUUCAAAAAGAAAAAUGUUAAGAUUGUAAUACAUUUGCAGCUGAUUCUUAUCUGAACCAUCUUUUCUGAAACUGAUUUACUGUAUUUGAAUAUGUUUUGCGAACGAUUCAUGUUUUAGCAUUCGUUAAAAAAAAAAAAAAAAAAAAAAAAAAAAAAAAAAAAAAAACUUAUUAGUUACGUUUAAAUGGAAAAUAGUGAUGAAAAAACACAGCGAAAUUAUCUCUGCAUAUUAAUCACUAUAAAUUUAUUUUCAUGAUCUUUCACUGAAGUAAUAUAUUGGCGAACAGUUUGAGAAAAAUAUAUUCAAUUAUUCAUGCAUAAUUUUGACCUGAGCGUUAACUUUUCAGCUAAAUACUCAUUUAAAAGCAUGUAUUAUUUUUACUUAGUAAACAGGAAGCAUAAAAAUGUUUUUUCCCCUCUAAAGAAAAUCAAAUUUCACCCUAGAAAUGUUAUAGAAAUUUAGUUGCUGUACGCUUAAAAUGUUUACAAAAUGUUUUAAAAUUUGAUAUCAGUUUUAAAAUUUUCAAGUAAAAAUGGACUGCAAAAUGUUAGCAAAAACAAACAUUGAUUCGUUUUAUAAAAUAUACGAAUUUAAAUAUUUGUAAAACUGGAAGAUUUAUCAGACAAAGCAAUAUUUUCAUGCAUCUAAGGAAUUCACUGAUUGAAAGGCGCUAGUAAGGCAAAAGUUUGAAUACUGUUGGUAAAUUAUUUCAGAGUGCAAUAGGAAAUUUAGUAGUAUCAGUAGUAAGUAGCCGCUGUAACGUUUCAUUUUGCAACAAAAUGAGCAAAUAUAAUAAAUAAAACUUUCAUUCAAAUAGGAAAUUGAACUCAUCUUUGACAUUCCAUAUCUCAAUAGUGAAAGUGUGAGGGGGAAGCUCAAAGCGAUGAUUCUGAAUUAUAGAUUUUCUCGUAAAUAUUAUAUUAUAGUGCUAAAUUCAAAUAUUUUUUCCAAAUUACUCUACAUCAUUGUUACAAUACAAUUAUUCUUUACCCAUCUAUAUAAUUACACAUAUAUAUAUAUAUAUAUAUGUAUUUAUAUAUUAAAGAAUUUAACAGAUUUGUGAUGAGUGUUCAUCAUCAUGAUCAUGUUGAGAGGUCAAUAAUGUAAAUGUUUCUGACGUACAUGUAUAUGAAUUUGUACUUUGGCUUUUCCAAUGUUCCCUGUUGAUUUUAUUCACUAGAAUACAUACACGUUAUUAACCUUCUCGGCAGUGAGCCCGAAUACACUUGGACUGUUCAAUGUAGUUGAACAUUGAGUAGACGUGACUUUGACGCCAAGAAGGUUAAUACGUUGGAGCAGUUCAUUCGAAACUUUUUCUGCAUUCUAUUCUAAUGGUAAUUUAAAAACAUUAAUUUGUUUCUGCCGUUGAAUUAGUUAAAUUCAUAAUACAUAUUAACUUAAUUUAACCUUUCUGCGUCAUAAUCAAUAAUUUAAAUAUAUAAAUUAUUUUCUUGAUUUAUGCAUUUUGUGUGGUACGUAAACUUGAGAUUUAAAUUUAAAGUUUUCGCCAACAAUUAAUUUCAGAAAAAAAAAGAUGUGUUGUAUAAAUAGUUAAUUAAGAAUUUUUUUCUGCCAUUUUUGGACAAAAGUUCUAGAAAAGGGGGACCACAUAUGAAACAAAAUUCCCCAUUUGAUUAGAAUUACUUCCUGAAGAAGAUAACAUAUCAAAUUCUUAAAAUAUUAAACACCUUUUCAGUACAGAGGUCAUAUAAACAAUGGCUUAAAAUUUUUAAAUGUAUUUAAACAAUUUACCUGCGCCAAUUGCGCAAUUUAAAGCUUCACAGUUGUCUUUUGAGCAAAACACAUUGAAAACUGAUAGUUGAUGCAGGUCUCAAAAAUGAGCUUGAAAAUAUUGUCUUGUAAACUAGGAAGGGGGGGGGGCUUCCUCUUCUACUUUUUGAGCUUCAUCGCUUAAAGAAAAUGAUGAGGAAUUUAAGAUCGAAACUUUAGCAUGUAAGCGCAAUUUUCUGCUAAGAAGGUUUUUAACGUUCAUUAAAAAAUAACAAUGAACAAUUUUUUAGAACAGUUAAAAGAAUCAGCGAUCAAAUGAAUCAUUCCAGCACAGAUCUAACACUCGAAAAAAUAAAUUUGAAUUACUCAAAAACUAAACGCACAAUGUUUAAUAAAAUAAAAUUAAAUGUAUAUUUUUAAGAGAAAAGUUCACAACACACUUUCUUUCGAAUACUCGUCCACAAUAUUUGAUUAAUUUAUUGUCUCACACGCUUGGGUAUUUGAACCGUAAUUGGGCUUUGAAGAUGUUCAAACAUUAUUUGUGCUGGAAUCAUUAAAAUAAAUGGCAAAAAUUAAGUUUUGAAAGGCUUUAGGGAAGAAAACUAUCAGUUUUCUAAAUUCAUUCUGUCAGUAGAAGUUAAGAAAAUCCAGGUGCUUAAAACCGAUCAGUGAGUUAAACUAGUCAACUUUAUCACUCCUUUAGAAAUAAUAGAAACCAUCUUGCUUGUAAGAUGUCAGUUCAAUAGAGAAACGUAUAAUAACAUACUGAAAUAAUCUAAUAUCUCUUGAUUGCAUUAUACAUAGUUUUUUUUAGCAAGUAAAGUCAAUAUACUAUCUCGUACUCUUUUGCAAGUGAAAAUACCUGAAAAAAUAAGUAAAUAAAUAAAUUACUUAACUACAACAGGAAUAAUAAAUGUACUAAAUAUAACCAUCGCAAACUAGAGUGGUAUGAAAUUAAUCUAUAUAUUUGAACUUUACCACCCCUUCAAAAAACAAAACCAGUUACAGCUUCUUGAUUCAGUAACCAUAGUUCUCAACAUCGACUAGUUUGAAUAACAAAAGCUGUCAUACAUGGUAAUGGCAUUUUUUUUAUUCAAUCAAUAUUAUAUUUUUAUUACGACAUUACUAUUUUACUAACUUUUAAAUCGAAAGGUAGUUAAUAUUUCAGUUUCAAUAACACAUGCAGGUCCAAUAUAUCGAGCUAUUUCGCUAAGAAAUCGUUUGAUAUAUAGUAAAGUGUUUUCACGUUGAAAUGUAAGCCUUUUCUUCAAUUAACUUACUAGUAUAAAAAGGGAAUGCUUCAGCUAUAGUUUCUAGUUUAGUUGAAUAAAACUGAAAUUCUUCGAUUAUGUCUAAGUAAGAAUGCAUAAUUGCACAAUGCAAAAAUAAAUUUCAACAAUUAUUAUUUACUUAGAUACUACUAUUUAUAAAUGAAGAUUAAUUACUGCAUCCUAAUGUGCAUUUUAUUUUUUUAAGACAAAUUGUACAUUGAACUUUGUACUUAGUUUUUAACAUAGUUCUAGAAAGAUUUUAUGAAAGACUUUUCUAAAGCUUGCAUACCAAAAAUAUUUUGAUCUUGCUGUUGAAGAAUUUUUGUUGAAAUUAUAAUUUUAACGUUUGACUUUAUAUAAGCUUAAAUUUAGUGGUUUUAACUUUUAUUAAAAUGUUAAUAAAUUUUAUAAAAUUGUUACACAUUUCAAAUUUUACAUGAAAAAAAUAAGAAAUUAAGUAUUAUGUUGCACUUAACUCUUUAAAAAAAUAAUUUAUGUAUGCUUUCGUGUACAUUAUUCCUGCCAAUCAUGUUUUAAAUCUUCUAAAAAUCUUGGAUGCCAAUUAUUUGAAAUUUUUCGUGCUACAGUUUUGUAAAGUAGUACUUUUAAUGUUUAAAAUUUUUCUAUAAGUAUUUGAUGUCAAUAAAAUUUGAUGUUUGGAAAAAAAUCUCAUGCAUCAAUUUUGCUAAAGUAAGUUCAUGUUAAGGACAUUUUUACUUCCCAAAGAAUUUGAAUUUAAUAGUACCUAACAAAGUGUAAAAGAAUAGUUUUUAAUGCGUCACAUAAAAAGCAAAGCCACUUAAGCAAUAUAUCUAAAUUUUGCGGAAUUGAGUAGUUGAUAUUUCUUUUAUAUAAAAUUGUUGAUCUGGAACAAAGAACUUUAAAUGUCUUUUAAGAGCAUUUUUAUAUAAAAUUUUGUUUCUGUUAAAUAUACAGAUAUAUAUUAUACAUGCAUAUAUGGACGCUUUUAUCGUGCUUAAUGUUGUUGUGCAAAAUAUAUGCGAGAUAUUUAUUUUUAUUAUGAUUUUUGAUACUAUUUUUGGGGGGAACAUUAUUAUUGUGCAGAUAUGUAAUACUUUUCUGAAUGUGUAAUCCACUCUUGUGUUAGAAGAAGUGUAGUUGUUCUGUCUGAAAAUAUUACUGUACCACUUCUCCAUAUGCAUUAAAGUGCUGAGUAUUUUUCAGUACAAUACUGGAAUAUACUAUUUUAAGUUCAUCAAAGAUAAUAUUUUAGCAGGUAACGAGAACACUAGAAACUAAAUGUUUUGCAUGUAGUGUGGCUGACCAGUUUUGCUUUAUUCUUUGUAAAAAGGAAUAGUCUCUUAAAUUUGUGACAAUAUUUAAAAUAUUUUUUUUUUUUUGAAUGUCUUGAACUGUUAUGUAUCACUGAAAUAAAUUAUUGUUUUUCUGUACUGCUAUUGAAGAAAUUAAUAAAUUUAUUCAAA
Molecule: messenger RNA, 5848 nt
Organism: Uloborus diversus
Lineage: Eukaryota; Metazoa; Arthropoda; Arachnida; Araneae; Uloboridae
Exons: 12
Coding region: 473-1345 (290 amino acids)
Biological process (GO): signal transduction
Cellular component (GO): cytoplasm
Source: RefSeq, a predicted model, not a curated record